Molecule: messenger RNA, 1289 nt
Organism: Medicago truncatula (barrel medic)
Lineage: Eukaryota; Viridiplantae; Streptophyta; Magnoliopsida; Fabales; Fabaceae
Product: protein FLOURY 1-like
Exons: 1
Coding region: 332-1156 (274 amino acids)
Source: RefSeq, a predicted model, not a curated record
AAACAGAGUAGAAUCUCUGAAAUGGUCUAAUUUCACCAUAACAACCGAACCCUCUAUUUGUCCGCAUCCACCAUCAUUUUCAUCUCCUUUUUCUGUUUUCCCAACACUCACCGUCGUCACUGUUGCUUCCCUUUACACUCUCAAACCCAAUGAUAUACACCGUCACCAACGGCUUCUCAUCAUCAUCUUCUUCUUCAUACCCCCCAUUUCACACAUUUCCCCUCCCUUUCAAAACAACCUCAUUCUUCUUCCAUUCUUUUCCCUUUUCACGCUAAGAUCCGCCUCAGAUGCAGACUCUCCCUCCUUUCUCUUGCAUCAGAGGCUUCCUCUCAUGAAUCUCGCUCUUCCUCUCAAUUUUCUCACCCAAUUCGGAUGUAGCUUCGUUCUCCUCUCUUGUCUCUCUCGCCUCCUCAACUUUCUCGGCAUGUUUUUGAUGUUAGGCUUUUGUUUCAAGAUUCUUCACUUCGGUUGGCAUUUCAAGGGUGCCCUACGUUUUCUCUGUGAUUUUGGACGCAUGCCCACAAUUCGUUUAUGUUUGGAAAACAUUGUUUUGGAAGUUUCUAAGAAAAAAAUUCCAUCUUUGGAAAAUGGGUCUGACCCUAAUACCAAUUCUUCGACUCAGAAGAGGUCUAAUGUUGCCGGAGAGAGAUUGAAUGGUCGUUUGGAAGAUCGGUCGGAAAGGAAAGAUGAUAGUGAAAUGCAGGUUCCUGAUGUGGAUGAGGUGUUUGAUGCAAUGACUCUGAGAAAGUUGAUAAAGAUUGAGCGCAGGAAAGCUAAUGCGGCGUUUGCGGAGCUUGAUAAGGAACGGAUAGCGGCUUCUUCAUCUGCGGAAGAGGCAAUGGCGAUGAUUCUCAGGCUUCAGAGUGAGAAGAGCUCGGCUGAAAUUCAAGCGAAUCAAUUCCGCAGAAUGGCUGAACAGAAGUUAGAGUAUGAUGAUGAAGUGAUUGAAUCUUUGGAAUGGACGAUCACGAGGCAUGAAUCUCAUAGGAGUGUGUUGGAAGAGCAGUUGAGGGUUUAUAGAGAAGAACUCAAGCAAUAUCUUGGGGAGGAUGGGAUAAACCAACUUGAAGCUGAUGUUAGUAGAGAUAGGAGUUUUGAGAAUGAAGCAGUUGAUUCUGUAGUUAGCUCUUCUGAAAACGGAUCACCGACCUUGUAAGUUUCCAAGGUUGUGUUAUAUACAAACAAAUGCUUUUACUUGAGUUUUCUUCUGACCUGUUUUGGUUUAGUGUAAAUUGUAGUAAUCCAUAACUUUAGUUUUAAUAAUGUUGAGCGUAAAUGUAUAUAUAUAU